This is a messenger RNA of Adelges cooleyi (spruce gall adelgid), 790 nucleotides long. RefSeq names its product protein Abitram. Gene Ontology annotation, cellular component: filopodium tip; nucleus; lamellipodium. Gene Ontology annotation, molecular function: actin monomer binding; actin filament binding. Gene Ontology annotation, biological process: dendrite morphogenesis; regulation of filopodium assembly; regulation of actin filament polymerization. The record is from RefSeq and is a predicted model, not a curated record. The transcript has a single exon. Lineage: Eukaryota; Metazoa; Arthropoda; Insecta; Hemiptera; Adelgidae. The coding region runs from base 67 to 639 and encodes 190 amino acids.
UCAUUUAUAAGUUCUAUUAUAGUAUUAUGUUUAUAUUAUAACCUAAUUGAAGUUUACAAAUUAAUAAUGGACCAGACUAAUACAUAUGAUAUUGAUGACUACAUAGAUCUUGCCAUACCGCCAAUUGAACAAUCUAUAGAAAUUCCAGAAAAAAUGGAAUCUUUUGUGGAGCGCUACUUUGAAUGCCGUUAUGCAGUAAAUGUUAACGACAAGCCAACUCAAGACUACUGUGUACUUAUUCAUUCAAAUAAUUUAUUUAUUUUAACACUCGCUCCAUCACACUCUAUAAUGGGUAAAACUAUUGAGAAAAUUGAUUUUCAAGUAUCCGAAAGCACAGAUAGAAUGAAAAAUAAAAUGUCUGGUAAAGGAAAACGAGGAGCACAAAUUUUACAAGCUGGUUCGACAUUAUUUAAAGUUCAGUGUUCAAACGGUGAAGAAUACAAAAUACUUUCAGCAGUUCCAGGGAAGUUAGUUGAAAUCAACUCUAAACUAUCAGAGAAUCCAAACCUCAUGUUGACAAAACCUAAUGACCUUGGAUACAUAGCUGUGAUCUUACCUCAAAAACAAAGAUUUGAGAAAAUUAAAGAUAGUCUUAUCACUAAAGAUCAAUACAUGCAAAUCAUCAAUACAACAGAUUAGCAAAUUUUUCAACGUUUAACGUUAAACAAAAAUGUUUUCAUCUACUAAAUUUUUGUAUACAUUUGUAUUUUAUAGUGUUGCAUUAUUAAUAACGUUGAUCUAUUUCAUUAUUAUAUGGUUUAAAUUGAAUACAUACAAUUUGUAUCUUAAA